This is a messenger RNA of Necator americanus (New World hookworm), 1308 nucleotides long. RefSeq lists its product as uncharacterized. The transcript is spliced from 4 exons. Bases 1 to 1308 code for a protein of 435 amino acids. The record is from RefSeq and is a predicted model, not a curated record. Lineage: Eukaryota; Metazoa; Nematoda; Chromadorea; Rhabditida; Ancylostomatidae.
AUGGACAACACCGACGAGGAAUAUGACCGGCUCAUUAAACACCUUCACGACUGCACGAAGAAGGCUGAGACGUGGAGCAGCACGAGCCGAAGAGAACCAAGAACUCACGCUAGAGCUCGCAAGGUUUUGCAGGGAGCGAUAAAGGAAGAUCUUAAAGAGAGAAGAGCAGAAGUGCUGGCUGAAGCUGCAGAGGCGGGGAAAAGCAUCCGCUAUGCCCGUCGAGACUUCGCCAGUCGCAAGACGAGGAUGACUGCUCUCCGGAACCCAAAGGGAACAGCCAUUGCAUGGAGAAAGGGGAUGGAGAAAAUCAUCUACGACUUCUACUCUGAUCUCUUCAACAGCCAUGUCCACUUGCCUCCUCACCAUCUGAGGAAAGACGGACAUGUCAUUCCAAAGAUUCUCCCGUCCGAAAUUCGACAUGCUAUCAUGUCGGUAAGAAAUCGUACGGCAAACGGUCCCGACAGAAUAAGACCAGAACACCUGAAGAGCCUUCCGCCAGUACUCAUCAACACCCUGGCGAGGCUCUUUACAGGUUACCCGUCGGAAUGCAAGAUUCGUAAACAGUGGAAAACUAGCAAGACCGUGUUGUUGUAUAAAAAGGGAGAUCCGCAUGACAUCGGCAACUAUCGCCCAAUCUGCUUACUGACCGUCAUCUACAAGCUCUUUACAAGGGUGAUCUUUAAUAGGACUAAAAAAGUCUUGGAUGAAGGACAGCCAUGUGAGCAAGCAAGGUUUCGAAAAGGGUUCAGCACAAUUUACCACAUUCACACUGUUUCAAAACUCAUCGAGGUAUCAGGAGAGUACAAGAUGCCGCUCUGUCUCACCUUCAUCGACUUGAAGAAGGCCUUCGACUCAGUUGAGACAAAAGCGGUCGUGGAAGGGACGGUCGGUCCCUACUCAGUGCAUAAAGCCUCCCUCGAGAACGCAAUGCGAAAGUUGGAAUGGGACAACAUGGGAGUGAAGGUUGAUGGUCGGCAGCUACACCAUUUGUGCUUUGCUGAUGACAUCGUACUAAUAACACCUAGCAUCAGCGAAGCGGAACGAAUGCUGACCGAAUUCGACGAAACGUGUGGAUGCAACGGUCUAGCUGAAUCUGCAAAAGACGAUGUUCAUGCCUACGUUUACCUGGGUCGGGAUUUGAACAUGAUAAACGACCUGGUCCCCGAGCUGGGCAGGAGGAGACGAGCGGCUUGGGGAGCGUAUAAGACCAUCGAAGAUGUAGUGAAGAAGACCAGAAACGGCUGGCUCCGUGCUCACCUCUUCAACACCACCGUACUUCCUGCUUUGACCUAUGCUUCGGAAACCUAA